AGAGGCCGGUCCAUGUGGUUCUUCCGGAGAGGGAGGAGACUGGCAGAAGCUCCGUCGCCGCCGGUCUAUUCGCGGCCAUGGCCGGUCGCAAUAACAACAAGUUGCCUCUCAAUCUGCCGCAGCUGCAAAACUUGAUCAAGCGGGACCCGCCUUCAUACACCGAGGAGUUUCUUCAACAAUAUCGCCAUUACCAGUCCAAUGUGGCAAUAUUCAAACUGCAGCCAGCAAAGCCAAAUAAAGAACUGGCUGAACUGGUGAUGUUCUUGGCGCAGGUUGGCCACUGCUACCCUAAGCAUCUUGCAGACUUUCCACAGCAGCUGAAGGAAUUGCUCUCCUACAAUCACACAGUCUUGGAUGCAGAUCUUCGGAUGACCUUUUGCAAAGCUCUGAUCUUGUUGCGAAACAAGAACCUUAUCAACCCCACAAGCUUGCUGGAACUUUUCUUUGGACUCCUCCAUUGCCAUGAUAAAUUUUUACGAAAAACGUUGUACUCUCACAUCGUGACAGAUAUCAAGAACAUCAAUGCAAAACACAAAAAUAACAAACUGAACACAACACUUCAGAACUUUAUGUACACAAUGCUACAAGACAGCAACCCGACCGCAGCCAAAAUAUCGCUGGAUGUGAUGAUAGAGCUGUACAGAAGGAACAUCUGGAAUGAUGCCAAAACAGUGAAUGUCAUCACCACGGCUUGCUUUUCCAAAAUUACAAAGAUAUUAGUUACUGGCUUGAAAUUUUUCCUUGGGAAAGACGAAGAUGAAAAAAAAGGCAGUGAUUCAGAUUCAGAGGACGAUGGACCCACAGCAAGGGACUUAAUGGUGCGAUACUCCACAGGAAGAAAAACCACCAAGAAUAAGAAGAAGCUAGACAAGGCAAUGCGAGUCUUAAAGAAGCACAAGAAAAAGAGAAAGCCGGAGGUGUUCAACUUCUCUGCGAUUCAUCUAAUCCAUGACCCCCAAGACUUUGCAGAGAAACUUCUAAAGCAGCUUGAAACCUCAAAGGAAAGGUUUGAAGUGAAGAUGAUGCUUAUGGAUCUGAUUUCUAGGCUUGUUGGAAUCCAUGAGCUUUUCCUCUUCAACUUCUACCCUUUUGUGCAACGAUUCCUACAGCCGCACCAGAGGGAAGUUACCAAGAUUCUUCUCUUUGCUGCACAGUCUUCUCAUCAGCUUGUCUCACCUGAGAUUAUCCAGUCAGUGCUGAUGACGAUAGCCAACAACUUUGUCACAGAUAAAAACUCUGGAGAAGUGAUGACUGUCGGGAUUAAUGCUAUUAAAGAGAUAUCUGCUAGAUGCCCUCUGGCCAUGACUGAAGACUUGCUUCAAGACCUGGCACAGUACAAAUCUCAUAAAAAUAAAAAUGUAAUGAUGUCAGCAAGAACGUUGAUACAGUUGUUUCGGUCACUGAAUCCACAGAUGUUGAAGAAAAAAUUCCGGGGUAAACCAACAGAAGCCACAUCAGAAGCCAAAAUCCAUGAAUAUGGGGAGUUGGAUGCCAAGGACUAUAUUCCAGGAGCAGAAGUCCUGGAACUUGAGAAUAAGGAAGGAGAUGGAAAGGUGGAAGAAGAUGGCUGGGAGACUGCCAGUUCUAAUGAGGAGGAAGAUGGUGAAGAUGGAGAAUGGAUUGAUGUGCAUCAUUCCUCAGAUGAGGAACAGCAAGAGCUAGUUGAAAAAAUUGUACACAUGCCCAUGGAAGAACGGAAGGCCAAAGCAGCAGCUGUCAGCACCAGCAGGCUCCUCUCCCAGGAAGAUUUCCAGAAAAUCCGCCUUGCCCAGCUGAGCAAAGAACUCAAGUCUGCACCUGGCAAGGCUGCAAAGAGGAAACUUGUUGAAAUAGAGAGUGAAGAGGAGCCCAGGGGAGAGCUGCUUUCACUCAGGGACAUCGAGCAUCUUCAUAAGAAACCCAAGUCAGAUAAAGAGACGCGACUGGCCACAGCAAUGGCUGGCAAGACGGACAGAAAAGAAUUUGUGAAAAAGAAAUCUAAGCUCAACCCUUUUGCCAGCUCCACCAACAAAGAGAAGAAAAAGCAAAAGAAUUUCAUGAUGAUGCGAUACAGCCACAACGUCCGGUCGAAAAAUAAGCGUUCAUUCAGGGAGAAACAGCUGGCUUUACGGGAUGCACUCUUGAGACAGAGGAAAAGGCUGGUGAAAUAACCACUGACAUGCUGGAGGACAUAAAAGAAAAGUGACUCAAGACUGGAGAGUGUUAAAUGAACUGUGUCUGAGCUGGCUCAUUCAUUGCAGUUAGCAAUUAACUAGUUUCUCAUUUUGUCUGAACUGUGAAAUUGUUUGCCAGCUUUGAAGUAUAUUAAAGCCGGUAUAUUAAACCAACUUCAAACCAUGCUUUUAAUAUCCUGGCUGUUCAGAACUAUAAUUUUGUAGUUCAGACAAUAUAUGGUUAACUGUAGUUAAUUAUUGCCUUUCUAGCUUUAUUGCUCACACCACGAAGGAUGGAAUGAAAGGGCUGCUCAUUCAUAGUGAUAUGAUCAUCUAAACCUGGCCAAUGGUGGGAGCGAAAUCUAGAUUUAAUACUUGUAAGAUGUUUCAACCUUGGAUGCAUAAAGAAAAGACUUGCAUUUUCAUUUAACAUAAUUCAAAAUUUAUUUCUGAUGACAGAUUAAAGACUCUGAUUACAGCCA
This is a messenger RNA of Rhineura floridana, 2635 nucleotides long. Its product is annotated as protein SDA1 homolog. Bases 78 to 2150 code for a protein of 690 amino acids. The record is from RefSeq and is a predicted model, not a curated record. Lineage: Eukaryota; Metazoa; Chordata; Lepidosauria; Squamata; Rhineuridae. Gene Ontology annotation, cellular component: nucleolus. Gene Ontology annotation, biological process: ribosomal large subunit export from nucleus; ribosomal large subunit biogenesis. The transcript is spliced from 22 exons.